This is a messenger RNA of Homarus americanus (American lobster), 7144 nucleotides long. RefSeq lists its product as uncharacterized. Lineage: Eukaryota; Metazoa; Arthropoda; Malacostraca; Decapoda; Nephropidae. The record is from RefSeq and is a predicted model, not a curated record. Bases 293 to 4063 code for a protein of 1256 amino acids. Gene Ontology annotation, molecular function: lipid binding. The transcript has 22 exons.
CCUCUCUCCUUCUCCCACAGUUUCCCGGACGUGGACGGACGAGUGUUGUGGGGGAGAUGGGGAUCUACCAGACGAUACACCCACUAACCCCACCCAUCCGCUCUACACCGCCCACACUGCCCGUGCCGCCCGCAAAACAAGGGACGCCCGCUCCUCCGUUACCCUGGAUGAUGAUCUACAGGAGCUGCUCGCUAGGAACUCCAAGACAGGAAGCGGGGUGUUGGUGCUGCUUGUGGGCGUCGUGGUGGGGGCCUGGGUGCUGGGGUCGUGCGGGGCGUCGUGGGCGUGGCUCAUGGUCAGUCUGGGCGUCACUUGGGCCCUCGUGUCCGGCGCACUCCAGCGAGCAGCCGAAGACGCCACCAGGUAUGAGUCACUUCGCCUACAUCGUCGUCGGGCGCUGCAGGCGGACGAGACGUGCGAGUGGCUGAACAUCUUGGUUAACCGCUGGUGGGUCUUCUCGUCGGCCUCUAUCUUCGCCAGGGUAAAGGCGGCUCUUGACCCCAGGUUGAACGAUGCCAAGCCCGCUUUUCUAGAGGCCAUCUCGCUAAAGCAGUUGAGCUUGGGAGACCGGACACCUGUACUACGCAGUGUGAGAACGUGGGAUGUGUCGAGCACGGGGGCGAGCAUGGGGGGUGGCUCACGUCGCCCAAUGUGUCCAUCCCGCCCACCGCCUGGUCUAGCCCACGCCCCCACUCACACACUGGCCCUUAUGUGUGACCUAGCGCUAGACUCGGACUCGUUCUCCGCCGUCCUCGCUGCCAGGAUCGGUAGCAAAGGGGUGGGUGUUGACCUGGAUGUGGGAGUGGAGAAGCUGGCGGUGUUAGGUCGUGUGGUGGUGACCGCCACCCUGGACAUGGAGGCGCCCUUCCCCCACGUCACGCGCCUCUCUCUCUCUUUCACCGAGAAACCCCAGGUCUGGUUCAGCGUCAGAAUCCUCAAGGCGGUGCAGAUGAUGGAGGUGCCUGUACUGAAGACAUGGCUCCACUCACUGGUAAUGGACGCCCUGGCCACAGCUUGGGUUGAUCCGGGUCAGCUGGAGGUCAACAUUCACUCAACUGAUGUACAUGUCCCUGAGACCCGUCCAGGGGACACCUUAGCCCAGGGAGUCCUCACAGUCAUUAUCUGGACCCUCAAGGCAACUUCAGAUAAACAAACACUGCUUUGUCAUGGAGAUGGUGUAAGUCUGGACGAGGACAAGUGGGUGGUGUUGAUGGUGGACGGGCAGCAGCACGUGACCCCGACCAUUACGUCUCCUCGCUGGCAGGAGGCAUGCAGCUUCCUGGUGAGCUCCUCCCCAAACCACCACAACCUGGUGCUCAAAGUCAAGACUAAGAGGCUCAUCACUACUACUCUAACACAAUACGACUUGCCACUCAGUCAGUAUGGCCUUGACAGCUGUAGAGUGGCAGAAACGGUCCUGCAGAAGAAAGGAGGCAAGGUAAUAGGGGGUAGUGUACCACCUCUUCACCUGCGGCUCCAGUACACCCCACUCACCCCAGUGAACUUGGAAUCACCACUACCUGGCCCCCUGUCAGACAACCAGGAAGGUGCUGGUGUAUUAUACAUUGUGGUCCACGGAGCAGAUAAUAUUGCUGCUGUCACAGACUAUCCUCCCAGCCCAUACUGCCUCAUAUUCAGCAAUCGCAAAAAGGUGAAGACAACACACUAUGUUUGUGAAUGUGGGUCACCACGGUGGGAGUGUGGGGUGGAGGUCCUGGUGAGGGACUUAGCUGCAGUGACACUGGCUGUAGCUGUUUGUUCCUUGCCAAGGGGCACCCAGGAUACAGAACUUCUUGGCUUAGCCUCCCUUUCUCUUGCUACAGUGGAGCUGCCCAUGGUGCGCCGCCAGAUGUCUCUCACCCGCAGCCUUCCCACACCUGGUGGUGCUUCAACUUCCACCUCAUUGCCAGGGACGGUGACAGUGACAGUGGUAUUCAGGUCUGUGCCAUCGGUGGCUGGAUGCAACAUGUCUUCAGCUGAUUUGGGAUCAGAAAAAGGGUUCACAUCUACUUUUGGUCCUUUGUCAACCUCCCAACCUUCACCAGUUCUCACCUCAGCUGCCCAGCGGAGAUCCUCACUUCCCUUGGUUGAUGAUGAAGACAUGGCCUUCAAGAAGCGUAGCAACACACCCUGGUACAGUCAGGCAAGUCGAUUCCUAGGGACAACCCGGGAUGGAGAGACUGGCACACAGGACAUUGGUGACAUUAUUGCCUCUGGUCUGGGCCUCAUGGAACUCACUAUCAUCAGGGCACGUGACCUGGUGGCCAAGGACCUGAAUGGAUAUAGUGACCCAUACUGUGUUGUGAAGGUCAGUGGAGAGGUCAAGUACAGGACAAGAGUUAAGAAGAAGACACUCAACCCUGAGUGGGAGGAAACCCACAUGACCCACCUGCCUAAGCACCCUGAUUCUUUGGCCAUUACCCUAUGGGACCAUGAUGCAUUUGGGAGGGACUUCCUGGGCUCAGUGUCCCUUAGGGAAGCAGAUGUGCGGCAGAUGUCUGUGAGCGAUGCCCCAGUAUGGUGUGCUCUUGAUGGAACCAAGUCUGGUCAGCUGGAAAUCAGGGUCAAGGUUAUCUCCGAUGAUUAUGAGCAUCAGAUAAAGUCAUCACAAGGCAUAACUGGUGUAGUGGGUACUGGCCUGGCAGACGACACAGUAAAGGGAGAAGAUGAGUGUGGGGUAGGCCAGACAGAGGAGGACCCAGCCCCCGCUUCCCUGGAGGAGGAUUCAGGAGUUGUUUUGCCGAGCAUGUCACCCGCACUAGAGGAUGAAGAAGUACAAGUUCCCCGUAUACCAUCACACAGCUUAUCAUAUGCUAGCAAUGGUGUCCGUGUUUCUCCAACACUCUCUAAUGGACGAAGGGCUAGUGAGUCAGCUCUCAUUGAUAGCAAGAGGGAUGCAAUGCCUGAAGAUCGGAAUGGCACCUUUAGUGGUUCUGCCACACCAUCUUGUGCCAGUCCAAUUCAUUCUUCAACUAGGUCAAGAAGAACUGGUGCUAAGAUCAUUGCUAGCGCCCUGUCAAUGGCCAGGUCCCGGCCCAAGAAUGAGACUUCAAGUGAAGCCUCUUCCACAACAGCCAGCCCAACCAGAAGCCACCAAAGCCCAGCUGCUGCAUCCAAGGCUGUCCCUAAGAUCAGUCUUACAGAGCACAGUGAGGACGACUAUGGAGGCAGCAGCCCUGAGCAUCACCGUAAAGGCAAGAAGUCUGAUGGAGGCCUGCGAGCAGUGCGAGAUAAGAUGCGCCGUGGCUUUGCGCACCCUCUGCGACGCUUCCGGUCUGAAGCCAACGUGCGGGAGGACCCUGAGGUACGGCCACAAGAGAAUCUUGAUCCCCGCCUGGAGCUGGCCCUGAGCGUGGGCAUGCCACUUCGUGUUGGUGUGGGUGGGGGCGAGGGAGACGCUAGUGAGCUGCUGGAUGGGCCACUCACCCACGCUAAGUCCCAGCCUAACCUUCUGCUCAUGGCCCCUGAGGCUGCCAGACUUUCGUCGUCUGCGAAAGUAAUGAGCAGCAACAACUCCAGCAGUGGGCAUGGACAGCAGCGUGCAGAUGUGUUUGUGAAUGUACGUGGGGUGGCAGGGAUGGUCCAGGGCCUCCAUAUCCCCCGUUCUGGCCUCCAGCUGUUUCUUAGGGUCCGCAUCAGUGAUGACAAGAGUAGCAGCAGCAGUCUCAGUAGCAGCUUCAGCAGUAGCUUUGGCAGCAGUCUCAGCAGCAGUAGCAGUAGUAGUAGCCGGAGCACCAAAACAGUAGGGAGGUCUCGGCUGGUGCCUGCAUCACCUUCCCCAACCUUUGAGUGUGAAUGGCAGGUGGAGAGCGAUGUGUCGCGCCGGGCCCUUCUUGUCCUUGAAGUUCGCACUGGCUCCAGGGAGCUCCUAAACUCUGCCAAUGUUGUCCUUGGGGACCUGUUCACUGAGCCUGGGACAGAAGGUAGUGUGGAAACAUGGGUGAACCUACAAGGGGGUGCCACACUCCACCUGCAGGCUAGCCAUGGUGGCCAGGCCCCCCACACUUCCAGAAGACGUUCCCUCUUUCGCUCCUGGUCCCUUCACAAACUUGGCAAGAUAUGAAUGUGUGUCAGUGUGGCCUAAUUUUUUUUUAGUGCAUUCAAGGGAGAAUUUUAUGUGGCAAAAGGGCUAUUAAGCAAAGUCAUGAGGUGUGCUGUUACAGUUUAAGAACCAUCUAGUACAGUUAAGGGCCCAUUGACGUGAUGAAAGGAUAAAUCAGGACAAUCAGAGGACCCAUCUAGUCUGAGGAUGUAACUAUAAUCUGCUUUCGUUCAGCACAACCCAAGCAGUUCGUAGUGUGGUCCAUGGAACUGCCACUGCAAUCUAUAGUGUGAAGCAGGAGCUAUGUAAUUUUUAACAAUUUUGAAAGCUUUCAACAUGACCUGUUGUGCUAUUCACAAAAUCUAAUUAGCUAUCAGUUUAUCCAUAUGACUUAAGAGCUGUCAGUAUGACUUGAAGACUGUCUAUAAGAUUGAAGUGCUGUUAAUACAUCUUGAAGGCUGUCUAUAUGAACUAAGAGCUGUUAGCAUAUCUUGAGGCCUAUUGAUAUGACUUGGAUGUUGUCAGUUUGACCUCAAGGCUGUCAGUAUAUUCUGAAGGCUGUCAAGAUACAAAAGCUGCAUACAUGACCUGAAUGUAGUUAGUAAUUUUUACAUUCUUAGCAUGUUCCAGUAAGGCAAAGUGAUAUAUACCACCCAAGAAAGUAUACCAUUGUGAAAGACUUCGACUUGAGAAUCACAUGGACCUUGGGUGAUUUUGACAUAGAUUAUCGAGCUAAUCAGUGCUUCAUGGCGAUAAUAAUGUGUAGGGUCUCAUUUAUAUUAUGUAGCUCUAAAGACAAACGGGUUGUUUUCUUAUGCAUUCAGGCAGUUAUAGAGAUUAGGUUUGUACAGUCAAGGGUAUUUUAGUAUUUUAAGGUUGGUAUACUUUCGCAAGUUUCUAUUUUCACACCUACCAUUACUGCAAGUCAAUCUUGUGCAACAAAAUCUCCAAUCUCUUAUAACCAUGUGGUACAAAUGAACUUUGCUUUAUAACAAGUGUUAUAAAACUUAAAAACUUUGAAUGAUUUUUUAAUCAUUCCCCUAAUAUGUACACAUGCAAUGAAGUGUUGUAGUAACCUUCAAAGUAUGAUGGAAAUUUUCUACAAGAACUUAUUUAUGUUUGUGGGAGUGACUACAAACAUAAAUUGAUUUUUUAAAUAAUGAUUGUUAAUGAAACAUUCAGAAAUAUGAAUCUAUAAAAGUUGGAUUGUGAAACAAAAGUUUUCAGUGAAAAUUAUAAAACCAAAGCUGAUCCUAGUCAUUACUACAAAAGUGUUGCUUUAAGUGAAAUGUAGUCAAAACUUGAAAACUUUAUUGAUUUGUAAUCAUUAUUGUUAACCUAGGAAAAGUUAGUGAUAUAUACUGUACAUCAUUGAUGUGUGUAUUAGUGAAUUUUGCAGUUCACUGUAUGCACUAUCUGAAAUGCUAUCAUUUUAUACCAGGGAUGAACUGUGUUGGUGAGUUGGUAGUGGUGUUGCUGUAAGCAGGUCUCCCAGUGGCAACAAUAUCAUAGGGUAUUUUUCGAAGAUAAAUUAAUUAGAAAGACAUGUACAUACUGUAUAUGCGUGAUUCAGUUACAUAAGAUACACCUUCAAUGAUGAUUUUUUUUAUAUGUAUUAUCUCAUGAAUGUACAAUUAAUUUAGUGCAAAUUAGUAAUGUAAGUACUGUACAGUAUUCAGACUUACUAGCUACUGGAUAUGCAGCCAGUCUCUUCCUACUGUUUGCAAUACUUUGUCACUACAGUAUAUGUAAUAUCACAUUCAAGAUUAAUGAAAUAUAUUAUGCAUACAUUCCAUUAAGUUAUAAAUUUUUUGAUGGUGUUGUUGUCCAGCAUUCACAUACAGUUCAUGGAUGUGAAUCAUUAGUGUUCCCUUAGUAUUCUGUAUGAAGUCAUUUUUACGACUAAUCACCAAAAUGCACAUUAUACCUGCACUCAUAUUAGUUUAUAAUGAUUUAAAAAUUUACUUGGUUUGAUAUCUAAUACUAUUUAAUUUAGGAAAAUAUUUUUAAUUUUAACUAAGGUGUGUUCUAAGAUGUUUAAUAUGAUUCCUGGGUUAAAAAAGUACAUAUUACAGGUAUAAUUUUACCCUGCAAAGAAAAGGUGCAGACAAUUUUGCAUGAAUUUCAUUAGAUUUAUAGUACAGUACAGGGGUAUACAGUAUUUGUUUAGUAUAUUAGAAUUAAUUUCGAGUCUGCCCAGUGCUUGUUCAACACCCAAACUGAGCAGGGUGUUGAAUGGUGCCCAUUUUUUUAUAGAAACGGGACUUUCUUGGUACCUUUUGAAAAAUUUGGUGUCACACUGCGAGAGGCCUGCUGUAAGCAACCAGCUCAUGCCAUCCUUCCCACCACCUGUUAUGAUAAUAUAUCAUGUGUAAUAAGUUUACAAAAGCAAUGUCUUUCUGCAGUCAAUCAGCUAGACUUAAUACAAUGUUUUAGAUGGGCAUAAUAUGUAAUAAGUUCAUAAACUAGUGGUGUGUUGCAGUGUCACAACACACUGUUUUAGAUGGACAUACUAUGUAAUAAGUUCACAAACUAGUGGUAUGUUGCAGUGUCACAACACAGUGUUUUGGAGAAUAUUGUAUUGCCAAUUACUAUGAACAAGUUAUAUAAAAACAGAAAAAGCUUGGCAAUCAAAAUGCGAACUUCCUACAGUGAUUAGUAAUUAGUAGUGUAGGAUCCUAGCAUGAGAUGGUGGCCUUAUCCAACAAAUACAUCAACAAAAGCAGAAAACCUAAAGCACCAUAUAGUUAAGAACAUAAAAACUGAGAACUAUUGGUAAAAUAAGUGUGAAUAGCACAAACUCUCCUCAAUGUUUAUUACAAAUUAACAUUUAACUUUGUAUGUCAUACCCUUAGCUCAAAACUGUAUCUUUGUGGAUAUUUUCAACCAAUAUUUAUGUAUUUCAGUUGAGCUGAAUGAUAACUUGUAUGACAACAACUGUGAUGUUCUGUACUGUUGUCCAAAUGUAUUAGCUGUUGUCAGUGACUGGUAGUGUCAACUGGUCUGUGCAAAGACUGUUAGCAUCAAUAGUCUUUACCUUACCAUGGGUCACAUAACACACUUGUUUGCAGACAGUAACUGGUUAAUAAACAUUCCUGCUCA